Sphenostylis stenocarpa is the source of this 441-nucleotide messenger RNA. NCBI's taxonomy places the organism in Eukaryota, Viridiplantae, Streptophyta, Magnoliopsida, Fabales, Fabaceae. The record is from the annotation of a GenBank genome assembly.
AUGGGAGCUCUUGAUUUCCUUUCUGACUACUUCUCAGUCUCCACCCAAAAAAAGAAACGGAAAGCAAUGCAGACAGUUGAAAUCAAGGUGAAAAUGGACUGUGAUGGCUGUGAAAGAAGAGUUCGUAAUUCUGUUUCCAACAUGUCAGGUGUGAAACAAGUAGAGGUGAAUAGAAAGCAAAGCAAGGUAACAGUAACAGGCUACGUGGAUAGAAACAAGGUGCUGAAGAAAGUGCAAAGAACAGGAAAAAGAGCUGAGUUUUGGCCCUAUAUUCAGUACAACUUGGUGGCAUAUCCCUAUGUGGCUCAGGCAUAUGACAAGAAGGCACCAUCUGGGUUUGUGAAAAACACUGAACAAGCACUCCCCAAUCCAAACGCACCUGAUGAGAAACUCACCUCUCUCUUCAGUGAUGACAACCCUAAUGCAUGUUUAAUCAUGUAA